This is a messenger RNA of Asterias rubens (European starfish), 1748 nucleotides long. RefSeq names its product G-protein coupled receptor GRL101-like. The transcript has 2 exons. The annotation marks the transcript as partial. Lineage: Eukaryota; Metazoa; Echinodermata; Asteroidea; Forcipulatida; Asteriidae. The record is from RefSeq and is a predicted model, not a curated record. Gene Ontology annotation, cellular component: membrane. Gene Ontology annotation, biological process: G protein-coupled receptor signaling pathway. Gene Ontology annotation, molecular function: G protein-coupled receptor activity.
GUUAUUUUUUUGUUCUUUUGUAGAGUAUUGAUACGAAGGGAGUCCCAUAAUGAUCCUGUCUUAGUGGAUGCAGAUGCCUUGAGUGAGCUGAUCAGCCUUGAACGCUUGUACGUUGAUGAUUACAGACUGUGCUGUGAGUUUAUUUCCAGCUUGCGUUCGUUCAAUAUCAACCAGUGCCAGACGAUCGAGUUGCAGCCUCCCUUAAGUCUAUGCGGCAGUCUCAUGCAGAACAACUUCCUUCGUGUAUCCAUGUGGAUUCUUGGACUGAGCGCCCUCAUCGGCAAUGCGGUAGUCAUCAUCAUAAGAUCAAUGGAUACCGAGGAUCACGCCAAAUCCGGCAACCAUUCGAAGAAAGUUAUUCAUUCCAUCAUGGUUCUCAAUUUGGCGAUUUCAGACUUCAUGAUGGGCGUCUAUAUGCUGAUAAUCGCUGGUGCAGAUCUUUAUUAUGGAGAGAAAUACUCACAAGUGGCCAAGGAAUGGCGGUCGACAGGACUGUGUAAAGUAGCUGGCGUCUUGUCGGUCAUGUCGAGCGAAGCGUCGGUGUUUAUCGUAACCUUAAUAAGUGUCGACUGCUUUGUGAGCUGCGUGUACCCUUUUACCUCACGAAAGCUGAGCAGAACAUCUACAAACGUUCUAAUUAUCUUGAUUUGGCUGGCGUCUCUUGGUCUAAGUGUCGGACCCACGGUCUGGGGUAGUGGCUUGGACUCUGAUAUCUACGGGUUGUCCGAUGUGUGCAUAGGGCUACCACUCCUCACCAAACCAACUGACAUUGAGGGCGCUAUUGGUCAUGUGGUCGGGAACCAGACUAUUUUGACUCCAGUCGCAACAGGGGAGAAACCAGCCUGGAUUUUCUCGAUCAUCCUAUUCCUCGGGGUGAACCUGGCUUGCUUCGUAGUGGUCUUGGUCUGCUACAUCGCGAUCUUCGUCAAAGUAAAGCGUACCGCGAACAAGGUCCGCAUGGCCGCGCAUCGGGAUCGAGAAAUCAAAAUGGCCGUAAAAAUGGCGCUGAUAGUUGGUACGGACUUUGCGUGUUGGAUGCCUAUAAUCGUUAUGGGGAUACUAUCACAGACUGGGGCGGUAGAUAUUAGUCCAGACAUCUACGCUUGGACUGUCGUCUUUAUCCUCCCGAUCAACUCGUCUCUAAACCCGUACCUCUACACGCUUUUUACGUAUAUAACGGAGCAACGGUCGAAGAGCAAGAAUCAAGCAGCCUUGCCAACAAAUUUGAAAAAAUUGGACACUUUGAGCUUAAAUAUUUCACACAAGACACAAGGACCUUCUCAAGUUAAAUAGUCGACUCAAUCCUGCAUAAGGUUGAGCAGUAGUGUUCAUCUACAUAACACUAGUGAGUGUCAUGGCCGAAGUUUAGUGCGCCGGACUCAAGUUCUGAUUCUAUUUUGAUAGAGCUACCUAACCCGUAGUGCGUUACAGUGGCAGUUAGCAAGUUCCUAAUAAAUUAAGCAUUGUAUUAAUCUCCGCUAACGAGUUUAGUUAAAAUUGAUUUGUUUUCCCGACGAAAGAGAAUACGCAAAAAAGGCCUAAAAUUUGCAGGUUUAGCGCAAGGUCGUUUACCGGCUGGAUUUUUGUACAGUCCGCUGUCUCAAAGGAUUUCCUUGUUGACUCACACAUGGACGAGCCUUAGUUUGUCGGCUUUGAAUGGUGUUAACAAACAAGAUUAUUGUUUGACACACCUGGGCCCAAUUUCAUAGAGCUGCUUAGCACAAAAAUUUGCUACGCAUGAAAUUUCU